Symbiodinium sp. CCMP2456 is the source of this 285-nucleotide messenger RNA. NCBI's taxonomy places the organism in Eukaryota, Dinophyceae, Suessiales, Symbiodiniaceae. The record is from the annotation of a GenBank genome assembly.
AUGGCCCGACGCUCCUCCAGCGCUCUGAUCCUUGCUGCCGCCCUAUGCGCUCUGCUGGCACUCCAGGCUGCUUUCUUGGGCCCUAGCCGCAGCGGUCAGGUUUCGCAGCAGGACAUGGCCAAGGUGGCCGCAGCAGGUGCCGUCCUGACCGCGCCGGAAGCGGCCCAUGCGCGACUGCCGGAGGAGUUUGUUAUCUUCGCCCCCAUCGUGGACGUACUGCCGAUCCUGCCUGUGUUCUUCUUCUUGCUGGCGUUCCUGUGGCAGGCGGCAGUCGGAUUUCGCUGA